AUGCCCCCCCCGCGCCCCCAGCCCUCCUGCCUGUCCGACUUCUUCGCCUACGAGACCCCCAAGUCGGUGGUGGUGAAGAGCUGGGUGGUGGGCGCCGUCAACCGGGCCGUGCAGCUCCUCAUCCUCUCCUACUUCAUCGGCUGGGUGUUCCUGCACGAGAAGGCUUACCAGGUGAGGGACACCACCAUCGAGUCCUCCGUGGUCACCAAAGUCAAGGGCGUGGGGAGAUAUGGGGACCGCAUCCUGGACACCGCCGACUACGUCACCCCCCCGCAGGGCACCUCGGUGUUCGUGGUGGUCACCAGGCAGAUCCUGACGGAGAACCAGGUGCAGGGCGUCUGCCCCGAGAGCGAAGCCACGUACCGCUGCACCGCUGACCGCGACUGCCGGGGAAAGAGCCUCACCACAGGCAGCGGGGUGCUGACGGGGCGCUGCGUGCCCUACAACGACACCCUGCGCACCUGCGAGAUCCGGGGCUGGUGCCCGCCCGAGGUGGACACCGUCAGCGUCCCUGUGAUGCUGGAGGCCGAAAACUUCACCCUCUUCAUCAAGAACAGCGUCCGCUUCCCGCUCUUUGGAUUCGAGAAGGCCAAUCUGCCCCCCCAGGCCAGCGCGGAGGAUCUGCGGCGCUGCCGCUUCCACCCCGAGCGGCAGCCGCUCUGCCCCAUCCUGCGGCUGGGCGACGUGGCGCGCUUCGCCGGGCAGGACUUCGCCACCCUGGCCACCACCGGGGGGGUGCUGGGCAUCAAGAUCGGCUGGGUGUGCGACCUGGACCGCUCAUGGGAGCUGUGCCUGCCCCGCUACUCCUUCACCCGCCUGGACGGCGUCACCCGGCACAGCCCCAGCUCCCCCGGCUACAACUUCAGGCAUGCCCGGUAUUACCGCGGGCACAACGGCACUGAGCUCCGCACCCUCACCAAGGCCUUCGGCAUCCGCUUUGAUGUCUUGGUGUACGGCAACGCUGGGAAAUUCGGCAUCGUCCCCACGCUCAUCAACACAGUGGCCGCCUUCACCUCCAUCGGCGUGGGCACGGUGCUGUGCGAUAUCAUCCUGCUCAACUUCUUGAAGGGCGCUGAGCACUACAAGGCCCGCAAGUUCGAGGAGGUGCCAGAGGCCAGCGUGCCCCCCCCCUCCACCAGCCCCACGACAUGUGCCCCCGGGGCCAUGGGGGACCAGAGCCGGGAGAAGCAGUCCACCGACUCGGGCACCUCCUCCCUCGGCCUCUAG
Molecule: messenger RNA, 1227 nt
Organism: Cygnus atratus (black swan)
Lineage: Eukaryota; Metazoa; Chordata; Aves; Anseriformes; Anatidae
Gene: P2RX3
Product: purinergic receptor P2X 3
Exons: 12
Coding region: 1-1227 (408 amino acids)
Biological process (GO): response to ATP; monoatomic cation transmembrane transport
Cellular component (GO): nuclear inner membrane; plasma membrane
Molecular function (GO): ATP binding; purinergic nucleotide receptor activity; extracellularly ATP-gated monoatomic cation channel activity
Source: RefSeq, a predicted model, not a curated record